CUGGGAGGCACCAGCCUUUGAGCGACAGGUUUGGUGCCACUUGUGGUGCCGCUUUUUGUGAGGCAGGUGCACAGGUUGUGAUGAGGAAAGAACAGGUUGGUUGACUCCUGGGCUGAUUUAAAUCGGGUAUCGUGUGGUUAGAGACAUUUGGCUUUGGAGUUGGAUUUGAGUCCUGCUCACAGCUUCUUUAUUAAAUCCUUGGACACAUCUGUUUGCCUUGCAGCCUGUUUUCUCAUCUGUAAGAGAUUUUCUUUGCUUCCCCUUCACUCAAAUGCAAGGUCAGUGAAGGCAGGAUUCACCUGCACCUCAUUUUUUUUUCUUCAAUCCCCAGGAUCUAGUCCAUAGGAGAUCCUCAAAAUUAUGAAUGAAUCAAUGAGAGGAAGUAACUGUUACCUGGGAGAGACCUGACCAACACUACCUUAUCCAGGCAGACCGUCUGAGCCACCAGGGAAGCCCAUGUAAAACUGUUUCCCAAAAGCAAGUUUUACUAAAAAGAGGAAAAGGAAAAAAAAAUUGGCCCCUCCAACUACCCCAGCGCCCAAAGCAAGAAAGGGCUUUGCCCUUCACAAAGAUGGCGGCCGCCGGCGUCGGAGGCGAUCCGCCCCUUUGAAGAAUGGGGGCGCCGGCGGGAGGAACCGGAAGCGCGGUCUGGUGGCGGCGCCGGUCGGCGGUAGGCGCGAGAACGCGCAGGGCGGCGCGGGUCCCGGCAUGAAGCUGGGGCGGGCCGCGCUGGGCCUGCUGCUGCUGGCGCCGUUGGCGGUGCGGGCAGUGGAGCCCAUCAGUCUGGGAUUGGCCCUGGCCGGCGUCCUCACCGGCUACAUCUCCUACCCGCGCCUCUAUUGCCUGUUCGCCGAGUGCUGCAGCCCGAAGCGGAGCCUCAGCCGGGAAGCGCUGCAGAAGGAUCUCGACAGCAAGCUCUUUGGACAGCAUCUUGCAAAGAAAGUCAUCUUAAAUGCUUUGUCCGGCUUCAUCAGCAACCCGAAGCCCAAGAAACCUCUCACCCUCUCCCUGCACGGGUGGACAGGCACUGGCAAAAAUUUUGUCAGCAAAAUCAUCGCGGAGAAUAUCUACGAGGGUGGUCUGAACAGUGACUAUGUCCACCUGUUUGUGGCCACGCUGCACUUCCCACACAUCUCGAACAUCACCCUGUAUAAGGAUCAGUUACAGUCAUGGAUUCGCGGCAACGUGAGUGCCUGUGCGAGGUCCAUCUUCAUAUUUGAUGAAAUGGACAAGAUGCACGCCGGCCUCAUAGACGCCAUCAAGCCUUACCUAGACUAUUACGACAACCUGGAUGGGGUCUCCUAUCAGAAAGCCAUCUUCAUAUUUCUCAGCAAUGCUGGAGCAGAAAGGAUCACAGAUGUGGCUUUAGAUUUCUGGAGAAGUGGAAAGCAGAGGGAAGAAAUCAAGCUCAAAGACAUGGAGCAUGCCUUGUCUGUGUCGGCCUUCAAUAACAAGAACAGUGGCUUCUGGCACAGCAGCUUAAUUGACCGAAACCUCAUCGAUUAUUUUGUUCCCUUCCUCCCGCUGGAAUAUAAACACCUGAAGAUGUGCAUCAGAGUCGAAAUGCAGUCCCGAGGCUACGAGGUGGACGAGGACAUUGUGAGCAGGGUGGCCGAGGAAAUGACAUUUUUCCCCAAAGAGGAGAGAGUUUUCUCCGACAAAGGCUGUAAAACCGUGUUCACCAAGUUAGAUUACUACUACGAUGACUGAUGGCGCCAGAGCGGCUGCUUCCCGCGUCCUCGCUCCGGUCCUGGACGAGGAGUGAAAUGAAUUCUUCCUGUGUGACAGGACAGGCGCUUGCCCGGGCAUUACUUUUUCAUCCAGCAGAACCUGCAGGCUGUCGGUGACGGAUGCAGACGGGGAGCAGCCCCCAGGGCCUGCAGAGGAGGGGAGGAGCCAGCUCCCAGCCCAGCCAAGCCAGGGCUCAUGAAUUUUUUUUUAAAUCAUGUUUUAAUUUCAAAUGUUUCUGUUUCAAGGAAGGAUGAAUCAGUUUUACUGAAAAAUGUGAUCAUUUUUAUUUAAAAUGGUUUUUAACAUUAUGAGAAACUUUUCAGACUCUUAA
Messenger RNA from Bubalus bubalis (water buffalo), 2062 nucleotides. RefSeq names its product torsin family 1 member A (gene TOR1A). The record is from RefSeq and is a predicted model, not a curated record. The transcript has 6 exons. Bases 709 to 1710 code for a protein of 333 amino acids. Lineage: Eukaryota; Metazoa; Chordata; Mammalia; Artiodactyla; Bovidae. Gene Ontology annotation, cellular component: nuclear envelope; endoplasmic reticulum; endoplasmic reticulum lumen. Gene Ontology annotation, molecular function: kinesin binding; ATP binding; ATP hydrolysis activity. Gene Ontology annotation, biological process: protein localization to nucleus; nuclear membrane organization.